AUGCCUAUUGGUGUUCCAAAAGUACCUUUCCGAAGUCCUGGAGAGGAAGAUGCAUCUUGGGUUGACGUAUACAACCGACUUUAUCGAGAAAGAUCUUUUUUAGGCCAAGAGGUUGAUAGCGAGAUCUCGAAUCAACUUAUUGGUCUUAUGGUAUAUCUCAGUAUCGAAGAUGAGACCAAAGAUCUGUAUUUAUUUAUAAACUCCCCUGGUGGAUGGGUAAUACCCGGAGUAGCCAUUUAUGAUACUAUGCAAUUUGUACGACCAGAGGUCCAUACAAUAUGCAUGGGAUUGGCUGCGUCAAUGGGAUCUUUUAUUCUGGUUGGAGGAGAAAUUACCAAACGUCUAGCAUUCCCUCACGCUUGUAUCAGGGUAAUGAUCCAUCAACCUGCUAGUUCUUUUUAUGAGGCACAAACGGGAGAAUUUAUCCUGGAAGCGGAAGAACUGCUGAAACUACGCGAAACCCUCACAAGGGUUUAUGUACAAAGGACGGGCAAACCUUUAUGGGUUGUAUCUGAAGACUUGGAAAGAGACGUUUUUAUGUCAGCAACAGAAGCUCAAGCUUAUGGAAUUGUUGAUCUUGUAGCAGUUGAAUGA
Molecule: messenger RNA, 594 nt
Organism: Apis cerana (Asiatic honeybee)
Lineage: Eukaryota; Metazoa; Arthropoda; Insecta; Hymenoptera; Apidae
Biological process (GO): protein quality control for misfolded or incompletely synthesized proteins
Cellular component (GO): endopeptidase Clp complex
Molecular function (GO): ATPase binding; serine-type endopeptidase activity; ATP-dependent peptidase activity
Source: RefSeq, a predicted model, not a curated record